CAAUGACAAAUACAAAAACGAGAAAUGCGUGUUAACUAACUGUUGAGAAAGAAAACGGCUGCAGAAGACAGACAUUUGAACCUAAACCCACGUCAAAACUGAAACUGAAACUCAACGAACCCAAAAAAACACAUGUUUUCUCUUUCACUCUUAAACUCUUCCCACACAAAACCGAAAUAAUUACCCCCAUAAUAAUUAUUCUGGGGGCAAUUUGGUUUCUUAAUGCCCAUCUGAGUUAUAAAAAAAAUGGAGACUCCAGUUGAAGUGAAACCUACUCGAGUUGCAUCUGGAUUCUUAGAUGACUUGUCUGAGACUUGCAAGAUGGGUACUCCAAACGGAAGAGCAAUGUGUAAGUCUGACGAUGAAGUUCCUUUUGACUCUGAAAUAAAUUUUCACCUGUCAGAAUCUAUUCUGGUGGAUGUACGUGGAUCACAUUCUGGAGAAUCUCAGACUGCUCGUCAUGAAACGUUGGCGGGUAUUAUUUACAAGAGCAUACGAGUUGUAGUUUUUUCUAACAAACUCAACUUGCUUAUGCCUUUUGGGCCUCUUGCAAUUCUUGUGCAGAAGUUGACUGGCCAUCUUGGUUGGGUCUUUGGUCUGAGUUUGUUGGGUAUAGUGCCUCUGGCGGAGCGGUUAGGUUAUGCUACUGAGCAGCUAGCAUUUUACACCGGAGAUACUGUUGGGGGUCUUCUAAAUGCUACAUUUGGAAAUGCGACAGAAUUGAUCAUCUCAAUAUAUGCAUUAAAAAGUGGAAUGACACGAGUUGUCCAGCUCUCUUUGCUGGGUUCAAUUUUGUCCAAUAUGUUACUGGUGCUUGGAUGCGCAUUCUUAUGUGGUGGGAUUGUUAAUCACAAGAAGGAACAAGUGUUUAACAAGGCAGCUGCUUCCGUGAACUCAGGAUUAUUGCUGAUGGCAGUCAUGGGCAUACUUUUUCCUGCUGUUCUACACUACACUCACACUGAGGUCCGUGUUGGGAAGUCAGAGUUGUCACUUUCAAGACUCAGCAGCUGCAUUAUGCUUGUGGCCUAUGUUGCAUACCUAUUUUUUCAGUUAAAAAGUCAAAGAAGUCUCUAUGUCUCUGUGAACGAGGAUGAGAGUCAGAAUGGAAACAACUCAAAUGAUGAUGAAUCCCCAGAUAUUUCUAAAUGGGAAACACUAAUCUGGCUUUCGGUUAUGACUGCUUGGAUAUCAAUCCUGUCAGAAUAUUUGGUUGGCGCUAUGGAGGGAGCAUCUAUGGCAUGGGAAAUUCCAGUAGCAUUUAUUAGUGUCAUAUUGCUUCCACUAGUGGGGAAUGCAGCCGAACAUGCCAGUGCUAUAAUGUUUGCCAUGAAAGAUAAACUUGACAUUUCCUUAGGAGUAGCAAUUGGGUCAUCCACACAGAUAUCUAUGUUUGUGAUACCAUUUUGUGUUGUUAUUGGCUGGAUAAUAGGGCAACCUAUGGACUUAAACUUUCAACUUUUUGAGACUGCAGCACUAUUUCUUACUGUUAUAGUCGUAGCCUUCAUGUUACAGGAAGGAACUGCUAAUUACUUCAAAGGGCUAAUGCUUAUUCUUUGCUAUCUGAUAGUGGCAGCCAGUUUUUAUGUACAUGUAGAUUCCUCUCAAUAAGUUAGAUUUGUGCUAAUGAAAUGAGGUUGCGAAGAUUUUGUUGUUCCCCUGCUGCAAAUCAAAGAAAUUAAUUUGUUUAAGUUCUGAUUUCCAUCUUGUAAUUGUGUUUCAUAAAUGUCAUUGAUCUGGCUUCAUGUUUGUUGCACAA
Glycine soja is the source of this 1756-nucleotide messenger RNA. RefSeq names its product vacuolar cation/proton exchanger 5-like. The coding region runs from base 247 to 1608 and encodes 453 amino acids. The transcript is spliced from 12 exons. Gene Ontology annotation, molecular function: calcium:proton antiporter activity. Gene Ontology annotation, cellular component: plant-type vacuole membrane. Gene Ontology annotation, biological process: intracellular calcium ion homeostasis; calcium ion transmembrane transport. The record is from RefSeq and is a predicted model, not a curated record. Lineage: Eukaryota; Viridiplantae; Streptophyta; Magnoliopsida; Fabales; Fabaceae.